Messenger RNA from Adineta steineri, 2238 nucleotides. NCBI's taxonomy places the organism in Eukaryota, Metazoa, Rotifera, Eurotatoria, Adinetida, Adinetidae. The record is from the annotation of a GenBank genome assembly.
AUGGGUAAUUGUAUUGGUAAAAAAUCUGGUGCAAAAAAUAAACAUCAGAAGUAUACUUCUUCUAUUGUUUCUACUACUAAAUUAUAUGAUAAACGACGAACAAAUAUUAGACGAACUCGAUUAUUAUCAUCGACGUCGUCGAAACAAACUCGUAUUCGUAUUUCACAUUUACCUGAUGUAGUAGAAUCGAAAACUUUAUUUAAUGAUAAUGAAGAAAAAGUUAUUCAAUCUCCUAUAUCCUUAUCAACAACAGAUAGCGAUGAACAAUUUAUAUUUAUACAUACAUCAGAAACAUCAUUGCCUAUUGAAUUACCAAAUGAAUGUAAUGAAUAUCAAACGGACGAAAUCACAAUAGAUUUUAGUGAGAAAGAUGUUACAGAUUCAAUGGUAUUGAUUACAGAAGAUCAAGAUGUAACAAUGAAAGCUUUAGUAAAUAAUGAAAUUGAAAUAAAUGAUGAUCAAGAAGUACCAAAUUUUACUGAAGAAUUAUUACCCGAUUCAAUUGUUUCAUCACCUUCACCAUCACUUAUUGAUUCGACAUUUUCUUCACUGUCUUAUAAUACAACACCAUUUUCUUCUCAAGAUCAGCUUAUUAUUUCAUCAUCGACUUCAUCAGAUGAUACUCAUCCUAUUCUUUCAUCUAAUCAAUUAAUCAAUUGUACGAAAAUAUUAUCUUUACCUUAUACAGAACAAAUCUAUAUUGAUAAUCAAUCUUCGAAUGAAAUAUUUUCACCAAUAUUACCAAUAUCAAUAUCUCGUUGUAAAAAUAAUUUAUUUCUCAAUGAAUUUCAUCAAAAUAUUGUUUCACAUAAGUGUCUAACACUAAGUUCAAUUAUUGAUGAUCUUGCACAACAACAAUUUAUUCGAAUUCAUCGACGAACAAAAUCUCAAUUAAUCGAACAUAAACAAUUUGAAUGUGUACAAUUAAAUGAUAUUAAUAAAUUUGAUAAACCACCAUUGAUUUUCGAUAAUGAUCAAAAAUUUGUAUAUAUAACUAAAUAUGCACGAUGGAAUGAAUUUCAAUCAGUAACAUGUGCUACGAAAGAUGCAUUACGAAACUUUUCUUCAUGUGAUCAUUGCUUAUCGAUAUUUUCUGGUGCAAAAUUAAAUCAAUAUUUACAUCCAUUUUUAUAUGCUAAUAUAACAUAUAAUUUCGUACAAACAUAUUUCAAUGAAAUCAAUAAUAAUAAUAAUAUUUUUGGUUAUGUAUCUCAAGUAAAUUCUCAUUAUAUUCAACAAACAAUAAUUAAUAAUUCAAAAUUAACGUAUUCAUAUGAUCUUGAUGUUGAUCAUACGAAAUUUUAUUUUGUAUUACGUAUUCAAUCAUGGCCAGAAGAAAUUCGUUCGACAUUCGAACAAAGACAUCGUUUAUGGCCACUAAAUAACGAAAAUUUAUUUACAAAUACUUGUUUUAUUCGAUUUAUCGGUACACAAAAUGAAAUAUCAACAACGGAUAAAUGUUAUACAUGUGAUAAAUUACUUUCACCAUUAAUAAAUUCAAGUUGGUCUUAUACAUAUGCCGCAAUUGAAAAUCAACUUAUUCUUGCUAUGUCUGAUGAACAUAUACGUUUUGCAUCAAUUGUAUGGAAUUAUUUACAUGCUAAAACACACGGACAAUUAUCAUUUAAUAUAUUUAAACAUACACUCUUCUAUUUCUUCGAACAAUAUUCAAUUGAAACAUUUUUAACCAGUGAUUUACUUAAUUAUAUACAUGAUUUUAUUGAUUUUCUUUCUAAUUGUUAUCAAAGAAAAUCUUUUCCUCAUUAUUUUAAUUCAAAUUAUAAUUUUUAUAAUGAUAAUAUAUCAUUACAUUUCUUAACAAUGAAAAUAACAUAUUUAGAUUUAAAAAAAUUUUCUGUUUAUCUUUUACCAAAAUCAUCAUUAUAUCUUUAUCAUUUAAUGUAUCUUAUUGAAUUUCAAUCAAAGUUUUUACAUUAUCUUAGUUCAUUAAAAACCAAUUUAAGUCAAACAAUACUUGAAACACAUGAAUUUGUUAUUAAACAAUUAUCAUCAAAUGUUAAAACAUCUAAAAAACAAUUUGAUUCAAUGAUACCAAUAAAAUCAUAUCGACCAUUAACACUCGAUUGUCUUUAUCGAUAUCAAGAAGAAAAUGUACAAAUAAUUCUUGAUUAUUUACCAUUAUUACGUGAAAAAGAACCUUCAUUACUUACGCAUUCACUAUGGUCGAUAUAUAUACAAUAUUUUAAUUCGUUAUUUGAUGAUCUGUUUAUUUCUUAA